Molecule: messenger RNA, 1088 nt
Organism: Rubroshorea leprosula
Lineage: Eukaryota; Viridiplantae; Streptophyta; Magnoliopsida; Malvales; Dipterocarpaceae
Source: the annotation of a GenBank genome assembly
GUUUCUGCUCUGCUCUUCUUCUUCGUGCAGCUCGACAAGCUCCCUCCCAAGCCACCGACUUCUAUUUCUUGAGAAAAUUGGUAACAAGCUUGAUUUUUCCCUUCCUUUUCUUGUUAAAGAACUGAUUUUAGGACCUAGAACCCUCCCUUUGAAGUAGGAAUUUCAGAUCUGCUCUGUUUCUUCCCCUUUGUCUGUCCGCUGUUCUGCUGGGUGUGAAUCCUUCAGGAUUUUUGUUUUCAUGAUUUCUUCUCCAGUCUUCGUCGGCCUCCAUAGCCGCCAGCUCCGGUUUUGGCUGCUGGAAAAAUACUGGUGUUGUUGUGGAUUAGAGCUCUGGGGUCGAGUUUCUUGUUUUAUGCGAAGUGAGGUAAGUAACUUAUGGUAAUGUCCUGGAUUUAAGGUAAAGCUUUUAAAAGCAAAUUUUGAUGGUUUUGAAAUGGUGGGUGGACUAAACCCGUUUUACACGAGCAUGACUGAUUUGAAGUGAAAUUUUUAUGCUUUUCAUUAAAUUAAGCAUGCUUACUUGAAAUUUAAUUGAUUGCCCUGAUGAUUUGAAAGUGAUUGGUGAAUUAUGAUUUUUCUGGUAACUUCUACCUGUUUUGUUUCCGAUGUGGUCAUGUUAUUAGUGACCCUGCUAGUGGGGGAGGUAUAAACGCUAGCACAUGUCGACAUGUUAUUGAUAGAACUGGUUCGUUCGAGUGACCCUGCUAGUGGGGGUUAUACACCAGCAAAUUCUGUAACCUGCCAGUGGGAGGUUUAUAACAUUGGUCAUGACCUAUAGAGAAGACAUCUAUUUCAUUCUCGUAUUGUAUCCGUUUUUCUGAUUACACUUGCUGGUAUGCUAUGAGUUUAAUUACGGGCUAUCCAUAUUUUAUUUACUGAGUUAUCUCACCUCGUUUUUUCUCAUCCACCAUUUCAGGUAGUGUGACCUAAGACAUGGAAAUCAAGGGGAGUGACGUGGUAGAAGGCUAGCCACUUGAGAUUUGACAUAGAUUCUAGAUAUAUAUACCAUACUCUUGCAAGUUAGAUUUUAAUUGGAAAUUUUAUGGUAUCAAAAUUGAUUUUGUUGAGUAAGUUCCGAGCCUUGUGCA